Molecule: messenger RNA, 1187 nt
Organism: Prosopis cineraria
Lineage: Eukaryota; Viridiplantae; Streptophyta; Magnoliopsida; Fabales; Fabaceae
Product: fasciclin-like arabinogalactan protein 11
Exons: 1
Coding region: 140-898 (252 amino acids)
Source: RefSeq, a predicted model, not a curated record
UUCUCUUGCCACCUUCUGUGAAUCGCAACUCCUCACCUAACCUUUUACCAAUCAGUUGCCAUUCACUCUCCUUAUAUAUCCCCACACAUUCCCCUCCCUUCGCUUCCAACAAAUUCGUCUUCUUGCUUUUUCCCCAGAAAUGGCCAAGCCAAUGCUUCCUCUGCUUUCCAUAAAAGUCUUCAUCUUCUUCUUCAUGUUCCAGUCCAUUUCUGCUCAAACACCAGCGCUGGCUCCAGCACCAGCAGGCCCCACCAACAUCACCAAAAUCCUGGAAAAGGCAGGCCAGUUCACCACCUUCAUCAAGAUACUCAAAGCCACCCAGGUAGCUGAUACAAUCAACAACCAGCUCAACAACUCGAACCAAGGCCUCACCAUCUUCGCACCCACUGAUAAUGCCUUCACAAAUCUCAAACCGGGAACUUUGAACUCCAUCAAUUCCCAAGAGCAACUUCAGCUGGUGCAGUUCCACGUCCUUUCCAGUCUCUACACUAUGUCUCAGUUUCAGACUGCCAGCAACCCCUUACGCACGCAGGCUGGGAACAGCGACAAAGGAGAGUUUCCUCUGAAUGUGACCACCUCAGGGAACCAAGUGAACAUAACGACGGGGGUGGUCAAUGCAACGGUGGCUAAUACUAUAUACACGGACAAGCAGUUCGCGGUGUAUCAGGUGGAUCAAGUGCUGCUUCCUUUGGCACUUUUUGGCCCACCACCAACAGCAGCCCCGGCUCCGGCGCCGACCAAGCCGGAGAAAAAUGUCCGGGCAUCAGAUGCUCCGUCUGGCUCUUCGGAUACCACAGUUGACACUUCAGAUGCCGUGGGUCUUGACAGGCGAGCCGCGGAAGGUGUUGCCCUCAUCGUUGCGCUUACUACCAUGGCUGCUUACAAUUUGCGGUGGUAAUUCUUGGGGUCCCUCAGUUUCGCGUCAUUCGUUUUCACCUCAAAGUGAGUCUUUAGCUGUUUGGGAUUCAGGAUCCCGUGUAUUAGUGAUACUAAAAUCUGAAACUUCGUGCUCAAAACGGACGCAAACUUAUUAAAGAACUGCAGGAACUGGCUCAGAGUACGAGUGAUUAAUGUUAAGCUUAAUAUCAAAUUACAAUUUUUUUUGAAGAUUUUCAAUGUUAUGAUACAGAAGGUUAAGCACUGAAUUGAAGAACUUAAUUUAUGAUAAGAUCUCGAUCUAAUAUUAA